This is a messenger RNA of Pangasianodon hypophthalmus (striped catfish), 1658 nucleotides long. RefSeq names its product SIX homeobox 2b (gene six2b). Gene Ontology annotation, cellular component: transcription regulator complex; nucleus. Gene Ontology annotation, molecular function: DNA-binding transcription factor activity, RNA polymerase II-specific; RNA polymerase II cis-regulatory region sequence-specific DNA binding. The transcript has 2 exons. Lineage: Eukaryota; Metazoa; Chordata; Actinopteri; Siluriformes; Pangasiidae. Bases 373 to 1287 code for a protein of 304 amino acids. Gene Ontology annotation, biological process: regulation of transcription by RNA polymerase II. The record is from RefSeq and is a predicted model, not a curated record.
GAGGAGAUUCGGUUACCGGAGGGCGGGCUAACAGCUCAACACCAUCGAGGAAAUAAUGUAGACUAGUGCGCACAACGUGAAGACGCACAGCAGGAAUAAGAUCAUCUGCACUCUUUAUUAGCCUAGAUCAUGUAAUUAUCCGAUGGAGAAAAUGAUCCACUUUUACGCAUAGCAAUUAAUGUGACAAUCAGCAGGUUUUUACUGGUGCCGUUGGUCAUGCAUUUUUCAGACACCCCACGAGAAUCGAGUUUCGCCCGUGGGAACAACUCGAACACCUGAAUCACCUGCGUGAUCUUGUGAAUGUACGUGAAGUCUUAGCGAGCCAGAGGAGUUGACUGAGCAAGGAACGGGACACGCGAAGGGCGCACGACCAUGGCCGCAGUGCCGCCGACCUUUGGCUUCACGCAGGAGCAAGUGGCGUGUGUGUGCGAGGUGCUGCAGCAGGGAGGGAGCAUCGAGCGCCUCGGCCGCUUCUUGUGGUCGCUGCCCGCCUGCGAGCACCUGCACAAGAACGAGUCCGUGCUCAAGGCCAAGGCCGUGGUGGCUUUCCACCGAGGGAACUUUCGCGAACUCUACAAGGUGCUCGAGAGCCACCAGUUCUCGCCGCACAACCACGCCAAGCUGCAGCAGCUGUGGCUCAAGGCGCACUACAUCGAGGCAGAGAAGCUGCGCGGGCGACCGCUCGGCGCCGUGGGCAAGUACCGGGUGCGCAGGAAGUUCCCGCUGCCGCGCACCAUCUGGGACGGCGAGGAGACGAGCUACUGCUUCAAGGAGAAAAGUCGCUGCGUGCUUAAAGAAUGGUACUCCCAUAAUCCUUAUCCCUCACCCAGAGAGAAACGCGAGCUGGCCGAGGCCACAGGGCUCACAACCACGCAGGUCAGCAACUGGUUCAAGAACCGCAGGCAGAGAGACCGCGCCGCUGAGGCCAAGGAGAGGGAAAACGAGGGCGCGAAUCAGAACGGGCACAACCCGCUGCCGUCUCAAAUGACCGAGAGCAAAUCCCAGUGCGAGAGCUCGGACGACGAUAAAUCUCCGCCAGGGACCCCAGAUCACCCGUCCAUGAGUCCUGCUCUGCUGCUGCCCUCCAGCUCGGGCCUGCCGCCGCUGCACAGCUUCGCGCCUCCGGCCGGACCCAGCGCCUCCGACACGCACCAUCCUCAUCCUCAUCCUCAUCUUCAUCAUCCUCACCCUCAUCAGCAGCACAGCCACCAUGAGCAGCAGCAUCUGUCCAUGCACGACGGCCUCCUCAACCCCAUGGCGGCCAGCCUGGUGGACCUGGGCUCCUAACGAUUUAGAUGGUGUUAGAGCGCAUGAUUACAAUGCGUAAAAAGACCACUUAACUCCUGAAACCAAAGAAGACGAAGACACCCGUGCACUCAUUUCCCAACUGUUAUACAGAAAAUGCGGUUUGUUGAGGGACUAUCUUUACUGAAAUGUUCUGUGUUGGGACACCGUGUAGUCUUACAAAACCAGUAACCCAUUUCCAAAAAAAGACCAAAGAGCUAAGGGCGACGUCCAUCUUGUUUGUGCCUUACAUGCAAGAAGAGGAGGUACACCUUCAGCAUUAAGCCUACGUGAUAAGUCCUUAUAAAUCACCUGAUAGUUUUUGAUAUAUCUUGCUAUACAUGAAAUAAUAAAAUAUACAGCUAUUGACUAAA